Messenger RNA from Cryptomeria japonica (Japanese cedar), 1128 nucleotides. Its product is annotated as ATP-dependent DNA helicase pfh1-like. Gene Ontology annotation, biological process: telomere maintenance; DNA repair. NCBI's taxonomy places the organism in Eukaryota, Viridiplantae, Streptophyta, Pinopsida, Cupressales, Cupressaceae. Gene Ontology annotation, molecular function: DNA helicase activity. The transcript has a single exon. The record is from RefSeq and is a predicted model, not a curated record. The coding region runs from base 1 to 1128 and encodes 375 amino acids.
AUGGAUGUAACAGAAAUAGAUAUGUUGGGAAGAAGAGAUAUUGAUAAACAAAAUCCAUGGAGUGCAGAAUAUCAAGGAGAUGAUUACACAAAUAUAGCAAUAAAUUUUAUCAACACUAUGAAAGAGAAUGGCUUAUUAAUACCUGAUAAUAUGAUGUCAAGUAUAUCAUAUGGAACUUUAGGUGCUAAGCAAAAAAAAGCACUUGAUAUUAUUAUGUCACAUUAUAAUCAAGUUGACAAUGCCAUGCCACUAUACAUGAUAAUUCAAGGAACAGCUGGAACAGGUAAAUCACAUCUGAUUCAUGCAAUUCGUCAAACUCUUAAUGAUGCAUCAGGAUCACAAUGUCCUCCCUUAUUAUUACUAGCACCAACUGGAGUUGCAGCAUUUAACAUUGGUGCAUCAACAAUUCAUUCAACUCUACGAAUACCUAUUGCAGAUUUUGCUGAAUUAGAAGGCACAAGACUCACAAGUCUCCAAGAAGAAAUUCAACAUAUUAAAUAUAUAUUGAUUGACGAAAUGAGUUUUAUUGGACAAAAUUUGUUACAAAAUAUUGAUUCAAGACUACGUCAAGCUUUUCCUGAAAAAUCAAACAUGAGUUUUGGUGGAAGAUCAAUCAUUUUGGUAGGAGAUUUGGGACAACUACCUCCUGUUAGUGACAAACCACCUUAUGAUAGUAAUGUGCGUGCAAAAUUAUUAUGGCAAGAGUUUAAGAUAGUUGUUACUUUGGAUAAGGUGUUUAGACAAGAUGGAGAAACUGAAGACCAACAAAGGUUUUGCCAAUUACUCACAAAUAUUAGAGAUGCACAUCCAACUAUAGAUGAUUGGAAAUUAUUGAUGACAAGAACAGAUGCUUCAUUACAUCCAACAAUUAAGGAGGAGUUUGAUAAUAAUAUUCAUCUAUUUGCAACAAAUGACAAUGUGCAUAACCAUAAUAGAAAAAAGUUAUAUGCAUUAAGAAGACCAAUAGCCCGAAGCAUUGCAAGUAAAGAAGGUAGUACUAAUCCAGCAGGAGGUCAAAAUGAUGAGUUAGAUGUUGAAUUAUUAAUUUCUAAGGAUGCAAGGGUCAUGUUAACAUCUAAUUUAUGGAUAGAAGCGGGUCUUGUGAAUGGAGCUUUAGGAUACAUCUGA